Prorocentrum cordatum is the source of this 2151-nucleotide messenger RNA. Lineage: Eukaryota; Dinophyceae; Prorocentrales; Prorocentraceae. The record is from the annotation of a GenBank genome assembly.
AUGCCGAUCUUCGGCUCCUCGCACAUCCAGCUGAACACGAAGCUCAUGCUCGCGCAGUCAUUAAUCCUCUCGCGUGCCCUCUACGCCGUUGCUGCCUCGAGGGGACAGCUGGAAAAAAAGGCAAGCAGCCGCUCGAGGCUCAGUACCACCGCGUCCGGCGCAGGGACCAACGGCACCAUGAGGCAUGGCAAGCAGGCGGCAGCCAGUCCCUUCGUGUCCAAGGACCCGCUCCUCCCCUGCCCCACGUACGGUAAGCAGUGCAAAGGGGCGAAGGGCUUGGCAGCUCACCAACGCCACGCCCACGGCGUCAAGAUACAGGAUAUGCUAGCAGCCGACCUGCGGAUGCUUCAGCACUCCGCGACAAGGGAGCCAGGGGCCAACUUCGCACCCGAGCUGUAUUUCCUCCGCUGGGCCGCGGGGCGGGGGCUGAAGGCGCGGCACUUGAAGGCCCAGGGGGCGGAUGGUUCCCCGCGCCGGGGAGUCUCCCGGCUCGAGUGCGGCAAGUUCAGGAUCCCGUGGCAGGCAUCCCUGGAUCUCGCGUGUGACUCCUUGUUGGGCCUCGAUUCGCUGCGGAUCUUGAAGCUGAGCAGCGCCCUCAGGAGCGAGGCCGGCGUGCGGCUCCCCCUUGCGGCGGUGCGCCGCUGCGCCACGCUCGGCGCGCUGCUCGCGGAGAUCUCGCGAGCCGCCGCGGCGAAGCCCAGCGAGGAUGCGCGCGCCGCGGGCGGCCCGCAGGACGCGGCCGCAGGCCUCCCCGACGGGCCUCCAGGCCGCGAGCGAGCCGCGUGGGGGCUCAUGUGGGAGCAGAGGUGUGCGUGGACCUUCUGCCGCGACCGCCCGCUGGCCGAGGCCACGCUGCGGGAGGCCCUGGCGGAGCUCGCGAGGCGGCACCCGGCCCUGCGCGCAGAGCUCGCGGACCCACUGGAGCUCUUCACGGCCACGCAGCAGGCGCUCGCCGCCCUCGCGAUGAGGCAGCGGCACGGCCGCGGCGGCAAACCGCACGAAGCUCGCAGGCAGGCUCCGCUCGGGGCUGUUACGGCCGCGCUGGAGCGCGGCGCGGCUAGCGCCGCGCGCUGGGGCUUCCGGCAGGCGUGGCCGCGCCUCCGCGUGCGCGCGGAGACGGGCGUGCCGCUGCGGGUGCUCCCCCCCGCGGCGACUAAGCAGGAUGCGGAGCAAACGCUCAGGUGGCAGCGUUUCCAGCCGCCGUGGCAGGCGUUCCUGGUUUCCUUCGGGGCCGGCGACUCUGAGGACGCGGAGGGCGCCCUUGUGCACAUUAUGGUCUCACACAUGCUGUCGGACGGCGCGUCCGGCAUGCCGAUCUUCGCGGACCUGGCCCAGAUCGUCGCGGCCCUGGAGGACCCGACCCGCGCGCUGCCGCCGCCCCCGCCGUGCGCUCUGGCGGCGCUCGAGGCGCGCGUGCUGCGCAUGAUUGCCGCCAGCACCACCGCCGCCAGCGACCUGACCGGCCACCAGCACGGGGAGAUCACGCACGAGCCAAUUGGCAACGCGGCUGGCUAUUGUGAACGACAGCCUGACACGACGAUCUUGACCAUUCCGCAGGACGUCACGGCCGCAUUCCGCGCCCGCGCCCGGGCCCUCACGGUCUCGGACGAGGCGAUGGUGCUGGCGCUCCUGGGCGCGGUGCUGUCGCGCUUCCUGAGGACCCCAGAGGUGUGCAUGUCGGUGGUCGUGGCCCAGCGCGACGGACCUGGCGAGAGCGAGAUGCUGGGCCUCUUCGCAGACAUCCGCAUGGUGCACCUGCGCGUGGCAGAGCUGAGCUACGCAGGCAUGGCGCUGUGGAUGCACCACGUGGUCCAGGAGCGCCUGUGGCACCCUCAGGCCAUUGCCAGUCAGUACCAGACACCCCUGGUGAACAUCGAGUGGCAGGACUUCGAGCGCCACGCUGGCUUCGCGCACCAGGUGUAUUUGAAGCAGGGCUUCGAGUGGCUGUCGCACCCGAUCAAGGUGUCCCUCGACCAGCCUGGGCCCGACAGCUUCCGCCUCCGCGUGGUGAUCGACCGCGCGCUGUACGGGGCGGAGGAGCAGGACCGCUUCACAGCGCUGCUCGAGGACCCCGAGGCCUUCGCGGCACUCCUUAUCAGCCCGCUGCAGGCCGUCUGGCCCAGCGAGCACGCCCCCGCGGCCCCGGCGUAG